AUUUUUUACAGGUAUGACUAGAAUAUUUGAGGAGGCGCUGCGGAAAUAGUGGGCGAAGAUGGCGUCGGGAAAGAAGGGAGGAAACAGCAGCCUCGAAAAAGGUUUGAAUGGAAGACGUUCGUCAAAACAUAAAGAGGGGCCAAUAGUGAUGGACACUAAGGCGGUGUUUACUGCCCUGUACAGUGUGUGUGAGGAGAAUGCUACAUUCUUCUCUGAGGGUGCUAAGGGGUCCCAGGGGGGCGCGGCACAGCGACUGGUGGACACCAUGACCCUGAUCCAGGAGCACGCCCGCAGCCUGGAACCUGUCAUCUCCGGCUUUGCUGCUGUCUACCACCACUUUGACUUUGACCCACACAUACCAGCCAAUGGAUACCGCUCUCUAGUCAAGGUGGUGCGCUGCUGCAUUCUCCACAUCAUCCACAAGGGGCGCUACAUCUCCACCAACCGACGCAGCAUCUUCUUUCGGACGGCCCACAACGCAGGGGAGAUGGAGGCCUACUGCUCGGCCCUAUGUCAGCUGAGAGCCCUGCUCUACCUGGCCCAGCGACUGCUGCACGACAACAGCCACGGGAACCUCUUCUUCCACGAGGAGAGCGGCCUCAGCCAGAGCUUCAUCCGGGAGUACUCCUCCAUGCACAAGGGCUGCUUCUACGGACGCUGCCUCGGAUUCCAGUUCACUCCAGCCAUCCGUCCCUGUCUGCAGACCAUAGCCAUCGGCCUGGUGGCUUUCGGAGAGAACUACAGGCGCCACCAGUCAGGCAUUGGUGUAGCAGCCAGCUCCUUCUUUACCUCAGGGAAGUACGCCAUCGACCCGGAGUUAAGGGGGGCGGAGUUUGAACGCAUCACUCAGAACCUGGACGUCCACUUCUGGAAGGCCUUCUGGAACAUCACAGAGACCGAGGUUCUAUCUAGUCUAGCCAGUAUGACAUCCACCCAGGUGAAGGUGAACCGUGCCCUCUCAGUGCCCCCUGUGCCCUUUGACCUCCCGCUGGUGGCUGAUCCCCAUCUCACUGUCACCAUAGAGGCCCCGUCGGCCCACACCGGCCCUGGCCCCGUACAGAUGAGGCUGAUCUCCUUCGAGCUGAGGGAGGGACAGGACAGUGAGGCGUUGCUGUCCCUGUCUCGUUCUGAGGGGGGUCCUAUCUCCCUGUCUCUGGGAAUGAAGACCAAGCAGAGCCCCCCUUCUCGCUGGCUCCUGGUGCACUACCACGGAGGAGGCUUUGUGGCUCAGACCUCCAAGUCUCACGAGCCGUACCUGAAGAGCUGGUCUCAGGACCUGGGUGUGCCCAUCCUGUCUGUGGACUACUCUCUGGCCCCUGAAGCCCCCUUCCCCAGGGCCCUGGAGGACUGCUUCUACGCCUACUGCUGGGCCAUCAAGAACCACCAGCUGCUGGGUUGGACGGGCGAGAAUGUCUGUCUGGCCGGUGACAGUGCUGGUGGUAACCUGUGUAUUACAACAUCGAUGCGCGCUGCAUCUCACGGCGUGCGGAUGCCGGAUGGCAUCGUAGCUGCCUACCCUGCCAUCCUGCUCACCGCCUAUGCCUCGCCCUCCCGUCUGCUCACCCUCUUUGACCCCCUACUGCCCCUCAGUGUGCUCUCCAGGUGUCUCAGCGCCUACGCAGGUGAGGAGCCCCAGGCAGAGAAGCAGGUGGAGAAGGUGAGCACUCUGAGCAUGGUGAGGAGAGACACGGCCCUGCUGCUCAGAGACUUCAAACAGGGAGCUUCCAACUGGAUCCACUCCCUACUGGACCCCAACAGAGCCGCUGCCACGGCAUCCACAGACACGUCUUCGUCAGUGAGGAAGAGUGUGUCUGAGGCAUCCAUCAGCUCACCCCACUCGGACCCCCCCGUGCCCCCUGAGCAUCCCUUUGACUUCUCCCUGAGGAGAGAGUCUCUGAAGAGCCACACCUGCCAGGACCUGGCAGGCCACGCCAACAACGCCAACUCCACUCCCGCUGCUGCCCCCACCACUCCUGCCCACAAUGCAAUGGUGUUCCCCGAACCCACGCCUGACAACGUGAGCUUCUUCCUCUCCAAAGAGGAGGCGGUGUCCAUGUCAGAUGCUCUGUCCUCUGUAGCCAUAGCUCCCCCUGAGGGGGAGGAAGGCGUGGUGCUGGAGCACCCUCGGGAGUUCCCCCUGGGCUUCGAACCGCUGCGCUCUGAGCGGCUGGCUGAGAUGAAGCUGGCCACCUCGCCUGUCGUCAGGAACCCCUACAUGUCUCCUCUACUGGCCCCCGACAGCAUGCUGAGAGGACUGCCCCCCAUACACCUAGUGGCCUGUGCGUUAGACCCCAUGCUGGAUGACUCUGUGAUGUUUGCCAAGCGCCUGAGGAACGUAGAUCAGCCAGUCACCCUGUGUGUGGUGGACGACCUCCCCCAUGGCUUUCUCAGCCUAUCACAGCUCUCCAGGGAGACUAGGGAAGCGGCUAACGUCUGCGUCAACCGAAUCAGGGACGUCUUUGACCAGAAGGACUCGCCCCAGGAGCCACGCAUGCACCGCAAGCUGGAAAGGACCAAUCAACGUGCUUCCUCUGUCGCCACGGGUGACCCAGAGAAGCUUUUUGCAGCACCCAUUCAAGAGGAGGAGCUGCUGGUGGCCAGGGGAGGGGCUCUAGUUCAAGAUGGGGAGGAGCUAGUUGGUGUGGCAGCACAGAACAACAUAGACAUUGUAGGAUAAAGGCAUAAUCAGGGGUUUGCUAGAUGAGUACCGUUUGUUAAAGGAUUUAAAAGAGAUGGAGAAAAGGGGGGGAUUUGGGCCAUAUGAAGCCUGGGAGAGGAGAAGAGAAUAGAGUGAAAGAAAAACAGCAGGAGGAGGAUAUGGAGAAGGUGUUGGUAGCGUGCCCAGUUUUGGAGAGACAGAAUAAAGCACCCAUGGAUAGAGAGGACAGCAAGUACUAAUUGCAACCUCUUCAGCUUUCAAACUCUCAAUUGCUGUUUAGCACCAUGCACGGUGACAUGUUGACCACACACACACGAAACCAUUUUGCCUUUUGGGCUGCUGCAUUGUGCUCGGUAUAGAACUGUGAGUUUGGAGCCUGGACAUUAUAAAACAGCACAGAGCGUUGUGGUGAAUGGUCAAUCCAUCUCCCUAUAGAAGACUAUUUCAGUCCCUAAUCAGAUGAGCUCCUACAUAGUGCCAUCACAACUUAAUGGCCACUUGUUUUUUAGGGAGCCGCUCUAAAUCAAGCUUAAUAACUGUAGAACUCUGAGGUCUGUUAAACUAGUUGGUUGUGAAUACUGCCGCUGUUCGGUCACUUACCCUGAUGAUUGGCCCAUCAAUAGGGUGCUGCAGCAUUGGAAACAACAAACUUAGAAACUGGAAGGAUUUGGUAGUACCUUGAAAUUGUUAACCAUAAUAGAUCUUAUUAUGCCAUAGUAUUCCUUGUUAUUUGUAUUUAUUGUGUGUGUUUAUGUAUUAUAUAUUUAUAUAUAUAUAUAUAUACUCAUAUUUUUAUUUUUUAAUCCUGGAUCAUAGUUAUACCUGUUUAUUCAAGGCUUUUAAGAGCACAUUGUGAGGUGGAUGCUAAGUUAUGUUCCUAGCUGUGUAGUGCCAUACUCUAUGGCUGCUCAUUCCUAGUUGUUCAAAGUAGCCAAAUGUUAACCUCUAUCACUGUAGUGACUAGUGGUCAGCUAGUCGUUACCCACCAAACCAGUCACCUCAGUGAGAUGUGGCUGAGGGUUGAUAUUAUUAUAUUCUGGUCUUUAUAUUAUACUGAUAUAUUAUAACUAUCCAAUCAUAAAUAGCUAAUGCAAUAUUAUAGCUGCUUUUUCACCAGUGCAAUCAACAGGAUUCAGUGGAGCCAUAAUUAUAUUGUGCUUGGAUUUAAGUACACUGUUUGGGGGGUAAAGCAUCAAGUCUCACAGUCAUUUUUGUUUUGAUCAUUUUUAUUGACACACAGUAAUUAAGUCUUAUGAUUUUAAGUUUCUUGUGCUCAGCCUUUGUUUGUUGCCAUCUAAAAGCAAUCACUUAGCUGUCUAUAAACUGACUGCCUUUAGAAGCACAUGUUUUUUAAAAGACUGGAAAUCCUUUCUCUAUUUGCACAGUGAAUAACUUCAAUAAGAAAGCCUUGAAGCAGACGGAUGCACUGCCCAUCUCUUCAUACUAUCUGUACAUCACUGCACUGACUGCCAAAAACUCAGCCCUCUAUCCCAGGAUGCAGUGCAUUACACUGCCACAGCCCUUGAGCCAGGGGACGUCCUGCUUGCUGACCCAUUUCUGCACCUCUGUCCAAAUCACAGAGGAUCCAUUCUGCUCCAACAGCCUGUACCGAGCGAGCAGGAGAAUCUAGAACAAGCCUGAUAGUGAGUUCAUACUCACUGAACAGGUGACUUCUCUAGUUAGACAAUGUCUUUCUGUGUACCUUUAGGACAUUCUACAGUGGCUGACUGACAAUCUGUGUUCUACACUAUCUUUACCCUGUGCAAAUACUCAGGGGCUGAUGCUACAACUGCGUUUUGACUGAAUCUGAUAUGAUACUUGAUAUGGCCUCUGUCUAGCUUGUUGAGAAUGAAUGAUUCACAUUGGAGUGAAAGCCUUUAUCUAAAUAUAAAUGACAACAACCUCACUUCUGGUGCUGUCUUUGUCUGGUGGUCACAGGCCUGGGUUGCCAGAUCUGUUGAGAAUUAUGCUGGUUGAUAAGGAUGGCUUUUGGCUGGAUUUAACCCCCUCCCUCACCCCCCAGAAGAGCAGGGUUUACCCAGCACAAGGUCAUGAUCUAGUAUUAUGAUUCACUGUCCUCUUUGCUGCCAGUGCUUAUUGCAGUGUUUUGAGGCAGGCUGAUAGAAAUGAAGAGAACUGUUAAGUGAUUCCUUGAAGACCUGUAAGGUUAUCUUGUUUUUAGAAGUCUUGUGUUUAAUGGUUGAUGGUUUUAGGCGAUCAUUUCACACUUUCUUUGUAAGUUAAGUGUAACUGUCUGUGUUUAGUGCCGUGUGAGGUGUCUGGUAAGUGGAUUCUGUAUGCGUCUAUCAAGGACUCUUAACAUUGCAUGUGUUUGUCAGUGCUUGUGUGGGUGGAACAUCUACCAUCUUUGAAACCAUGAUUGUGUGUUUUUAAUUGCAGCAGUAAAGCAGCACGUGGGUGUAUGGGGCCAUGAGUUGCGACCCAAGCCCCUGAAUCUCAUGGGUGUUGUACAGUACACUAUUGUUUAGCCAAGCAGGACUUAUGAGAUCCCAUUUAACAUUAUGCAUUCUGUCAGCCAUCCAUUGCUAUGAUGCAUGACAAGGUCCUUGAUGAAUACAGUUCUCAUUGUGCUCUAGCAACAUAACUGAUCAUGCAUAUUGAGAUUUAGUAGCCUGGCGUCUCCAUUGCCAGAGUAGAUAUCAUAACCCCACACACACACCCAACGAGCACCACUCCAGGCCCUAUGGGAUGCCCUGAAUGGCUCCUAUAGACUACUAGCGCCCCCAAUGAGCAAAGCUAGUACAGCCCUCUGAUCUAUCUAUGGAACUGCGUAAUGGUGGGUUAGAACCGUUGGUGGUUUAUGACCAAAUCCUUUUUAUUUGGGUUGUGGCUUUAGACCAGGUCCUGGUCAGAAACAUUGCUCUUGUUUUCUUGGUGGGUCACAAUAAAUUAUUUAAAUGUGUCACAGUGCAACAACUUUGGGGAACCACUGCAAUAAGCUGCUCUUUUAAUGGCUACCAAUCCUUCACCUGAUCUGAGAGGAGGGCACUGCACAGGAGAAAUCCAUGACAUGGUGCUAGCCCAUUAGUCUCGUGAGGUUACCACCAUCUUGUUUUCACCUUACUAGUCUAGGUUGUCAGUAAAGGGGAGGAGCCAUUUGAGGGCGUUAGAACAUGGUCUCCCUCCACAUGUGGGCAACCACUGUUUCUAUGCCUCAAUUUUUUUAAAAAUUGAUUUAGAAAAAACAAUGUUUAAAGUUUUAUCUUUAUUUAACUAGGCAAGUCGGUUCAGAACAAAUUCUUAUUUUUAAUUACAAACUAGGAACAGUGGGUUUAACUGCCUUGUUCAGGGGCAGAAUGACAGAUUUUUACUUAGUCAGCUCAGGGAUUAAUUAUUGCAACCUUUCGGUUACUAAUCCAAUGCUCUAACCACUAGGCUCCCUGAUGCCCCUACUUGCCGUUGGAUGCAUCAUGCAUUAGCAUUGUGUGCGUGUUGCCGCGUUCAAAACAACUUGCCACUCUGAAAAAUAUGAAGUCAAAUCAUGAUGUCGGUGAUCUUCAGGUCGGAAAGUCAGAGCUCUAGAAAGAGGCCCAAGAUUCCGAGUUGGAUGAAGGUUCAAAUACAUUUUCAGUCAGAUUGCUUUUUCCUCGAUUUCACAGUUUUGAACGCUCGGAAGUUGGAGAAUUUCUAGUUCCUAGUUGUUUUGGGGAGUGUGAUCCUCAUUUUGGUCUUGAAAUGCAAAAUGGCUGAAGUGGUGUGGAGUGGCUUUGUGUGUUUUGAUUAUACAUCAUACCUCAACCAUUUCCUUCAUGUAUAGGCUAUUUACACUGGAUUCUACAUCUCUUAGCCCUGGGAUAUAUUUAGCUCUAGGCUAACCUGAAACAUGCAGUGUGAAAAGCCUAUUAGUACGUCAACAUAUUAUCUAAAAGCUGUUUAGGUCAAGUACCCGGUCAAAUGUUUCACCACACACAGCUAUGCAGUAACACACCAGCAUCCUUUACUAAAUGUUGUCUCCUGUCUUUGGUAAGCCGUGUCUCCUUUUUCAAUCGAAAAUUUGGUCACUUGGUUGAAAUGCUUUCGAUCAACCCUGAGGCUAGAGUUAUGCAAGGCUAUUUUCCAUUUCCAUUUGGUCAUUUAGCAGACGGCAUACCACUUAGUUUGCCUAGAGCAUUGUGCAAUCUACACAAUCUGGUCACUUGAGAAUACUUGAAUGGAACUGAUCUCGACUGCCUGCUUUGCAGAAUGUGUUCGUCUUGAUAGGAAAUAAUUUUAUUUUCUAUUGUUUUGUCCCACUUAGACCAGGGGUUCUAAAAGCCGCUCCCCCCCCCCCCCCCCCCAAAUGUUUUGUUGUACAUAAAUGCACUUGAAUUUAAACUUUAAACUGCCAUUUUUUUUCUCUGCCUCAUGGCAAUGUGUCGACUGCAGGAUGUUACCGUUAAAGCUGCAACAAUAACACAUUUGCUUGAGAACUACAGCAUUUUCACUUCGAUGCCAAGAGGCAGGCCUUUUUUCAUUUAUUUUUCUAGGCAAGUCAGUUGAGAACAAAUUCUUAUUUUCAAUGAUGGCCUAGGAACAGUGGGUUAACUGCCUUGUUCAGGUGCAGAAUGACAGAUUUUUACCUUGUCAGCUCGGGGAUUCGAUCUUGCAACCUUUCGGUUACUAGUCCAACGCUCUAACCACUAGGCUACCUGCCGCCCCGAAUGUUCUUUAAAUGCUACCUGCCACCCCAGGCCUGAGACUUGGAUCGUUCAGCCAUACACUGCAGAAGUCAUGAUAACUCCUUGUUGACUAUUUUUUUUAUCUCACUCUAGUUAUGAUUUAUGAGGGGGUUCCUGAUGAAUUUGCUAUCACAAAAGGGCCCCUCCCCCCAGCCCCAAAAAGGUUGCAAAUCCCUGACUUAGACAAUACCACCUGUGUGAUAAAGUGCAUGUUAGAUUAAGGCUUGAAGCAGAACCAAAGAUUGCGUCUAGUUUUAUAUGACAUUUGCCAUCACUGUCAUUGACAUUAGUAACAGACAUUUUGGCCUGGGUUGAUGUCCGUGCGUCCUGUUAGCUGUGUCAUUGAGAUCUACAUAGUAGUUCUGUGUUUGCACUUUAUGGAACAAGACACUGGUUAAUAUAGAGCUAUUGAAGAUAACUAUAUUUUAUUAAAACCUACACAAAGCCAUAGAAAGUGAAAUGUUUUGAAGUUUACUUUAUUUUUAUUUAUGUUAUUUUACAACACCACAAGUGCAUCCAUGUGAAUAAAAGAUUAAUCUGUAUUACAAAAAUAAAAUACAUUUCCUGUAUAGAUAAUUUAACUUUCACUUGUUUUUCCUCAUUUUUUAGACUCCUGUAAUGACUCUUUACAGAAUUGGUUGAAUGUUUCACAUAUGCAAUAAGUCUUUUGUCUCUUGUAACCCUUGUUUUUCCUGUUCAUUUUUUUGUUGAAUAAAUAUAUUCUCCCAAA
Molecule: messenger RNA, 8068 nt
Organism: Oncorhynchus mykiss (rainbow trout)
Lineage: Eukaryota; Metazoa; Chordata; Actinopteri; Salmoniformes; Salmonidae
Product: hormone-sensitive lipase
Biological process (GO): cholesterol metabolic process; triglyceride catabolic process
Cellular component (GO): cytosol
Molecular function (GO): triacylglycerol lipase activity; sterol ester esterase activity
Source: RefSeq, a predicted model, not a curated record